UUCAGACACGCCAAGAUGAAGCUGUCUCUCCCACUGUUGCUGCUAGCUUUUUCGGUACUGGCAUUUGGUGCCAUAAUCGAAAAAGUUGAAGAUCGUGACACAAACCGUGUAACUGAAGAAGGUGAGGAAGACCUCUGGAAGCAGGACGUGGGCAGAGACCUCGAGAAAGUCGGUCAGUGGCUACAGGGAAGAUACGCAGCAAAGACCGAAGAAGAGCGCGAAGAGCUCGAAACGCUGAAUGCUCGUCUGAAGGAACUGGCGGCAGACGUUGCCGAAGAAGUCUACGGAAAGGACAGGCACGAAGGCGACGGAGAAGCUGCCGCUUAUGGAUGGGGCAAAUGGAGGAGGAGGAUCACCGGAGCUUUCAAGAAGGUCGCUCAGGCCGUCGUGAUCAACAAAGUAGCCGGUGCCGUCGGCGGUGCCAUCGGCUAAGUUUGAGAUGGUGGGACGGCAGGCAUUUUUGCUUCCCUAAAAGAUUUGACGGCGUCAAAAAUAAAUUGAUUCGAUGCAAA
Messenger RNA from Ixodes scapularis (black-legged tick), 512 nucleotides. RefSeq lists its product as uncharacterized. The record is from RefSeq and is a predicted model, not a curated record. Lineage: Eukaryota; Metazoa; Arthropoda; Arachnida; Ixodida; Ixodidae. Bases 16 to 432 code for a protein of 138 amino acids. The transcript is spliced from 4 exons.